ACGCUGAUGAUGCAAUCGACGUGGCAUACAAGACAAAUAAAAUGCUCGCAAACCACGAAAGAUCGCUGAAAGAAAAGGAGGGUUGUUCAAGGAAACAAGCAGACCUUCUGCUGCGAUCUGAGGGAAUCACUGCCAUUUUGGCUUCAAUGUUUCUGAAACAAUUUUAAUAAUCGGAGUAAACGGAUAUGAUUCCUCAGUUUUUCUCUUUAAAAUGAUACUAGAUUGGAACCUAAGUCGACCAUAAACUGGGCUACUUAGACCUCUCGGGGUUUACAAGAAAGGGUUUUUUUGGUUGUUAGUAUUUGUGAUUUUGCUGCGAUCUCGAAAAGCUCAUAAGGUUGAAUCUGUACAUAAGAGUGGAUUGCUUUAACUGCUUGUUCAGCCAUUUAUGGAAGAAUACAGAAUGAUGGAAUAGGACACAGUCUGUGCAUGGUCAAUUGGUGAAAAGGGCUUCACAUUUCAGUGUUUUGACAUGAAGUUCCUCUCAGUCAAAGAGAUUAAUGAAACUAAAACUAUCCUUCAAACUUUGUGAUUGAAAACACUGUAAAUAGUUGGCUAACAUUUGGCAAAUUUUAGAAUCACUGAGAAAGCUUGGAGAUGGCUUAAGAGUGAGCAAAACCUGGACCUGAAUUUUCGGAUCUAUAAGAUGAAGUUAUUCAUCAUUCGGAGCUUUCACGUAUAAGCAUUAGUUUAGCUGGUGCUGAAAUACGACCUAGUCAAGAUGGGGUCAGUCUGUUGUGUAGCUGGAAGGCCGCGGGAUUUAUUGACCAAUGAGGGAGGGAGGCUUGGUCUGCGAGAGUCACAUUGGCAGUCAAAUGUAGGGCUCUCAACUUCAACAUAUCCUCAUUGGGAUGUUAAGCUACAGGGUGAAGAUGAUGUGACAGCCUUGAGUUCCAUGCGACUGCAGAGGACCCUUUCAUCAAACAGUGGAGGGAGCAGAGUUGCAAGCUCACGAUUUGUGAUCCACCAAAAUGGAAAUGUUCGAAAUGAAGGAAGCCCUUCAGAUAGUUUUCGAGCAUCUAAAUGGUCAAACUCUCCUGGUCAUGUACGAAAUGCUGAGGAUUUUGGCAGCCAACCAGAUUCAAUUUCAAGCCCAUCUGUAACACAGACAUCCUCAAAAGAGGCUAGUUAUAUGGGUGGACAUUCUCCUGGAUCAUCAACAGUCUCCAACACUCCCGAAGCCACUCCACCCCAUUUAAGCAAUUUGAACUUUUCCUCCACCCGGUCCAAAAGUCAGCCUUCUUCUUCACGUCGUCGUUCAAUUGGCAGUAAUUUAUUUUUCUCAAGGCGUCCACAUCAUUCUUCCGCACACCCGUUAUUGAGGCAAGUUUCAGAUAGUCGAAUUCAUGCACGGAAUGCACCAAAUAGCAGUCCAGUGCCUUUGUUUGAAGGAAGACACUCCUUCAAGUUAUCUGGAAGUAGUGGUGAUUCAACAGUUGGACCACAUGGUGGGGCUUCUGACUGUUGGUCUAUGCAGACAUUUUCAGAUCUUGUGGCUUCUUCUAGGAGAGAACGCUUGCGAUGGACAGAUGCUAGCAGCCCUUCUGAUUUUCGAUGGGCUCCCGGUAGGGAGAGUAUGGAUAGAGCCACAUUGGCAGCAGAAAGGAUAAGGGUUAACAGUUCACAAGCUGCAUCAGGACCAUCUGGUGGUGAUGUACAAACAUGUGGCAUUUGCUCAAAGCUUUUAACUCAAAGAUCACCAUGGAGUGCUCAGAAGAUGGUGGCCAGCAAUGAUCUUUCUGUUACUGCAGUACUUGUGUGUGGACAUGUAUACCAUGCAGAAUGUUUAGAGCAGGUUACUCCUGAAGCAUGUUCCCUAGAUCCACCUUGCCCUGUAUGUACUGCAAGUGAAAAUGUUGUUUCAAAGGGACAGAAAUUAGGAGGGCAGGUUAAUAACUGUAAGAAUAAUACAAGAGACUUAUCUUCAAAUAGCCAGUUUUCAAGAAAUAAGCUAUCUCGAAUUGGGGUUGCUAAUGAUGAUGUUCCUACUCAUGAAGGCUUGUCAAAUUUCAAGUCAUUCAAAAGCAAAAGUUGCUUAUCCAUUAAUGAUGGUAUGAAAUUGCCAUCGAGUUCCAAUGAAAAGAGUUUCUUGAAUAAAUCCUUCUCCAAAAGGCAUUUUUUCUUCCGAGGAAAAUCUUCCAAAUCUCUUAUGUCAGAUGAUUCUAUUCACAAGAAAGGAUUCUGGGGAAAGCAAGAGGGGGAUUAACUCACAUUUUUAAAUUCUAAGAAUGUAAAUUAGCAUCCUAUCAUGGAUUUGAAAAGAAUCCGUUUAAUUUAGCAGGGCUUGUAAUGCCCUUUCAAGGUUUUUUUGGAUGGAAGUAUGCUUUAUCCUCGCUGCAAUGCUACUCAACCAUAAACUCCCAGAGCAAAAUGCAUGGCCAGGGUAAGGUUUUUGAAAUAUUGUAAAAAUCCAGUAAAUGCCUGAAUAGGUUUUACUUUGGCACAAAAUUUACUCUUGUAACAAAUAAAUAGGGCUUAAGGGGUUAUUAUUUCUUUUAUUCCUUCAAUUUUAUUAUCUCUAAAAAGGUGAACAUCUUGGGGUAAACUGAUGAGUUAACUUGAUGAAUAUUCAGCUUCCAAGGCCUGGGAUGUGAGACUGCAUUACAAGUCCCUCCAGCAAGUUGCCUUGUUUUAUGUUGCUUAAUGCAUGUAUCCUAACAGAUCAAUUCCAAAAAUUGUUGUAUCAAUAUUUGGCA
Molecule: messenger RNA, 2696 nt
Organism: Cryptomeria japonica (Japanese cedar)
Lineage: Eukaryota; Viridiplantae; Streptophyta; Pinopsida; Cupressales; Cupressaceae
Exons: 5
Coding region: 722-2206 (494 amino acids)
Source: RefSeq, a predicted model, not a curated record